CUCAAAUAGUUGAUUAUAUUUUAUAUUAUUUUUCUGUAAAAUAGCAUUUUAUGCAAAUUUCAAUCACUUGAAUGCACAUCGUAUAUUGAACUAUUAAAAUCCUAUUCAGAAUGUCAAUAGAAGCUUAUAGAAGUUUUCAAGCACUGACUCUUGUAUUUGCCGUUGUGGGUAACGACAUAGAACUAAGCACAAGUAUAGAUUACUCGCAGCUGGCAAAAGAAGCUGAAAAUAAUAAAAAUGACUUAAUAGGAUUUCUAAAUCAAAAAACGAUUCGUGAUAAAUAUAAAGAAUUGUAUUCAACAUUGUUAAACAACUUGAUGGGAUCUCGCCGUACAGGGUCCACUCGGCGCAUUGUGUCUGGGCAGAAUACCUCGAUUGCGGCAGUGCCGUGGCAGGUGUCGCUGCGAGAGAAAACCUAUCCCAUCUGCGGCGGCUCCAUCAUCACCGACCUAUGGCUGCUCACGGCCGCGCAUUGCCUCAUCAAGUCGCAUGCUAGUGAACUGAGCGUCCGUCUGGGCUCGUCGUGGAAGACCCACGGGGGCGAGAUGUACGAUGUAAAGCAUUGCUUCGUUCACCCGCGCUACGCCAGUAAGACGAAGAGCAACGACGUCGGCCUCGUGCGGUUGUACGCGCCUCUUCGCUUCUCGGCGCGCGUGUUGCCCAUAGGACUCGUUGCCAAGGAGACCAAACUGUUAGCCGAUCAACCCGCUAUAGUGUCGGGAUGGGGCAAACUGCGCGAAGGCGGGCCCAGUGCGACAUACCUCCAGUCCUCCACCAUAAAGACUAUCGCGAUGAAGCUGUGCCGGCGCUCGGGGCUCGAUAGAAAGUCAAUCGAUCCAGCGUCCAUGUUCUGCGCUGGCUCUUUCAGCCAACCUUCGCCGGACGCCUGUCAGGAGUGGUGUCGUGGGGCCUGGGCUGCGCGCGAGGGAACUUCCCCGGAGUCUACGCUAGACUUUCCAACCCCGUUAUAUGGGAUUGGCUGCAGAAUCAUUUUACGAAUAAAUCGAUUAAUGAAUAUAAUAAAUUAUUGUAACUUGCAAACUUUCUUAAAACGCUUUACUGAAACAUUAUAUUUCAAAUCAGUUAUAUUUCACCGUUAAGGAAUAUACAGAUUUGGUUCAACUUAACAUGGGUCUUUAAACGUUGUUGCGCCUGUGAAUUCUUAGCGACUGAAACUUUAGACUCAAGAAUAGGUACGUGUACUUUAUUAGUAUUAAAAUAAAAUAAUAUUGAUUAGAUAGAUUUCAUAAUAAAAUUUUAAUAUCUCUUCGUCCACGUGAAUAAACAUGACUUGUAAAAUACGUCUUAAUCGCUAAGAUUCAUCAACGACGUAAAACAAAUAAACUGCGAAUCGAACGACACCUAACAAAAUCAAUACAAAAAUGCAGCUAUAAAAAUAUAACUUAAUUAACAACGUUUCGAAGUUAACAGUGCAAUAAUGCGCUCUAAUUUUUCAUCAAAUCAAUUAAAGUAAAAACUGGCGACUUAGCACUACCACUGGAACACUUUGCACUAUAUUAGAAGAAGGGUCAACCCUAGUACGCAGCGUUUUGCGGCGCGGGUUCAACCGAGUUGCGCGAUAGCUCCAAUCGUAGCAUCAGAGUUCAAGCGGCGUAUAGCUCGUGGAAAAGAAUGAAACUCGCUCCGAACAACAUUUCAGUCGCCAUGAGUUUGACCAACAAAAAAUAACAUUUUACUAACAACUAUUAUUCUUAUUUUAUAAGAAACGUUGAGUUUAUCAAUUUAAUUAAUUUACAAUUGUAACAUAUUGUCGGUUUAAGUUUCACUUUUAGAUGUUGAAAUCUCAUUGGUCGCUCUUACGUUAGUACUUUUGGUGAUGACAGCUGUCUUAAUCACAAAAAUAAAAUAAAAAUUUCUGUUACAAUUCUGUCAUAACUUUCGAACUACGAAGGUGUACAGCUGUGCGUUAUGUUCAAGUUCCAUAAAUAAUAAGUUGAGCAAGCGUAUAAAUGUAUUCAGUUAUCUUGGCGACUCUUAACUUCACUGCGCAAAACACAAUAUUAGUUGUGGCGGGAUGCGGGGGGCAUUACGCAACGCGCACAUGACCUUGGGCCGCCGAGAUUAUUGAAAAAACUAAUAAGUGUAUUAGAUAUAAUUUUAAUAAAAUAAUACGCGUCUCUACUAAAACUUAGGGCCAAAGAUGCACUUAUAGACGCGUAUUCGUAAUAAUUACCAAACAAAAUAUAAUAUUACAUAGGUGAGGAUAGUAUUAUACCAUAGAUAAAAUCAUUGCUUGCAUGUUUUUUUAUUAUUUUAUUUAAAUU
Papilio xuthus (Asian swallowtail) is the source of this 2285-nucleotide messenger RNA. RefSeq names its product trypsin delta/gamma. Gene Ontology annotation, molecular function: serine-type endopeptidase activity. Gene Ontology annotation, biological process: proteolysis. Lineage: Eukaryota; Metazoa; Arthropoda; Insecta; Lepidoptera; Papilionidae. The record is from RefSeq and is a predicted model, not a curated record. The transcript is spliced from 6 exons. The coding region runs from base 111 to 1100 and encodes 329 amino acids.